Messenger RNA from Myotis davidii, 1701 nucleotides. It is a transcript of the gene FBXO7, whose product is annotated as F-box protein 7. The coding region runs from base 21 to 1358 and encodes 445 amino acids. Lineage: Eukaryota; Metazoa; Chordata; Mammalia; Chiroptera; Vespertilionidae. The record is from RefSeq and is a predicted model, not a curated record. Gene Ontology annotation, biological process: positive regulation of autophagy of mitochondrion; autophagy of mitochondrion. Gene Ontology annotation, molecular function: protein kinase binding. The transcript has 9 exons.
UGGGUCCCGGCUCGGAGGACAUGGCCGGGCGUCCGGGGGGCUCCGUCCCCUUCCAGGAUUCAGAGCAUUCCUCACUCCAGAAUAAUGACCAACCUUCUUUGGCCACCCCCUCCAGUCAGUCCAGCAUACAGGAUGAACAGCGGACUGAUUCAUUCCAAGGAGAGGCAGCCCAAUCCGAUGUCUGGAAUGAUGGCAGUAUGCCAGGGCCUAGUCAAAAUGUUGAAGCUGAGUCAAUUGAAGAUAUUGUGGAUACGGAUGAAGACACAGGUUUCUACCCCUCAGAACCAAUGCUCUGCAGUGAAUCAGAGGAAGGGCAAGUGCCCCAUUCAUUAGAGACCCUGUAUCAGUCAGCUGACUGUUCUAGUCCCAGUGAUGCCUUGAUAGUAUGCAUUCAUCUUCUCAUGUUGGAGUCGGGUUACAUACCUCAGGGGACUGAAACCAAAGCUAUUUCCAUGCCAGAGAACUGGAAAUCAGGAGGAGUGUAUAAGCUGCAGUACACGCAUCCUCUCUGUGAGGGCGGCUUUGCUGCUCUCACCUGUGUGCCUUUGGGAAACCUAGUCGUCAUAAAUGCUACGCUAAAAAUCAACAGUGAGAUUAGAAGUGUGAAAAGAUUGCAGCUGCUGCCAGAAUCUUUUAUUUGCAAAGAGGAACAAGGGGAAAAUGUAGCCAACAUCUACAAAGAUCUUCAGAAACUCUCUCGCCUCUUCAAAGACCAGCUGGUGUAUCCUCUUCUGGCUUUUACCCGACAAGCACUGAACCUCCCAGAUGUAUUUGGGUUGGUAGUCCUUCCAUUGGAGCUGAAACUACGGAUCUUUCGACUUCUGGACGUUCGUUCUGUCCUGUCUUUGUCUGCAGUUUGUCGUGACCUCUUUAUCGCGUCAAAUGACCAACUUCUGUGGAGGUGUUUAUAUCUGCGGGACUUUCGAGAUGGUACUGUUAGAGUUCGAGACACAGAUUGGAAAGAAUUGUACAAGAAGAAGCACAAACAAAGAAAAGAAGCUCAGAGAAUUCGGCAUAUGAUGUUCCUGCCGCCAUCGUCACCCCACCCCAACCCAUUCUACCCCAAUCCCUUCCACCCCAGGCCUUUCCCUCCUAGCUCGCUCCUUCCUCCAGGAAUUAUUGGUGGUGAAUUUGAUGAAAGACUAACACUUCCCUAUGUUGGGAACCCAAUCAAUUCACUCAUCCCUGGGCCGGGGGCAGCACCCGGCCAGUUCCCUCCACUCAGACCACGUUUUGAUCCAAUUGGCCCACUUCCAGGACCUAACCCCAUCCUGCCAGGGCGCGGUGGCCCCAAUGACAGAUUUCCCUUCAGACCCAACAGGGGUCGGCCAACUGAUAGCCGGCUACCAUUCAUGUGAUUGACUCGCGACCCCACUGUGGAGCUUGUUUGGGUUUUGUUUCUUAAAACUACAGCUGUCAUCUUCUCGGGUUGUUGACCUCUAGUGUUUUCUGAUUGUGGUGGUGAGGAAUGUACUCACACAAGCCUUUCAGUAGAUGUAUUUAAAGCUCCAGGGGUGGUGAGGCCCAAAGGUUACUUCAUUACAAGGUUGGCCUUGGGAAUAGUUGGCUGCUGACUUACCUCUAGAAUGAAGGUUGUUCACCGAUAAUGUUCUGUACCAGAUUUUUAAAAAUUAAGUAUAAAUUACAUGGCAGUCUCGACUUUUAUUACAGAAAGAUAUGUAAUAAAUAUUCAGAACAGCU